CAGAGCCGGGACAGCGUUGCCUAGCAGCUGGGAGGAGGACUCUGGCUACUUCACGCUCCCCACUUUUGUUUUUUUAAAGCCGAGCAACCGUGGACUCCUUCUUUUGACUGUUCCUCUCCCUAAAGACAUCAUUACCGAACAUGCCACAGACCGUGACACUGAAGGGACCCUCUCCGUGGGGCUUUCGGCUGGUGGGAGGACGGGACUUCAGCACACCGUUAACUAUCUCCAGGGUAACACCUGGUAGCAAGGCAGCCCAAGGUGACCUGUGUCCAGGAGACACUAUCCUGGCUAUCAAUGGUGACAGCACAGAGCACAUGACACACAUGGAGGCUCAGAACAGGAUAAAAAUGUGCUCCCAGCACCUCACACUCAGCAUAACAAGAUCGGGAGCUGGAGAAAGAGUGUGGUCACCAACACUUAGUGAGGACGGCAAGAUAAGUCCUUACAUGGAGCAUGACUCACAGAAUUUCCGUCCCAUCACCAGCGGUUUUGGCAGUUAUGGUCGAAAACCUUCAUAUACAUCUGAACCGCAUUCCCCUCAGCCCCCUCAGUCUCCUCAGCCCCCUCUGCCUCCUCAGCCCCCUCUGCUCACUCACCUGAAUAAUGGACACUCCAGGCCCAACAACGGCUACAGUUAUGGAUAUGGCAAUGGAACCGGGAAUGCUCAGUACAACAACCCAGCGGGGCUUUACUCUCACAAUGGCAGCAAUGGAGACAGAGUCUUGCCAAGCAAGAUGGGGGGUCUCAGCCUGAGUGCCACACACAGCCCAGAGCCUCCCCUACAGUCCCCUGUGGGCCGUAAUGGUUUCGACCCCCAGUCAGCCGUCUACAAGAUGCUGCAGGACUACGAAGAGCCCGUCUCUGAGCCCAAACAGUCUGGCUCCUUCAAAUACCUUCAGGAGAUCCUGGAAGCUGAGGAUGGAGGCAUGUCGCCGACAGAGAGAAUGAGACAGUUAAAGUCUCCCAUCAGAUCUCCAAUACAAAAAUUGGGCAGCCCCAUUACCAACCCAGUUACCAACCCAGUAUCUGGUCUUCAGAAGCUACCCCAGUGCACGCGCUGUUGUAACGGCAUUGUUGGCACCAUCGUGAAGGCCAGAGACAAGCUCUACCAUCCUGACUGCUUCAUGUGCGACGACUGCGGCGUCAACCUCAAGCAGAGGGGAUACUUCUUCAUCGAGGACAAUCUGUACUGUGAGACCCACGCCAAGGCUCGCGUCCAACCCCCUGAGGGCUACGACGUUGUGGCUGUUUACCCCAACUCCAAGGUGGAGUUGGUCUAAAAUGGACAGACGGCAUCGAUGUAAUAUAAAUUAAAAAUCAAAACAUUAGAGUGGGGCUACUGAGUAUACUAAUCUGCGCUGAUUAGGCUCUGUCAAUCAGGACUGCUGAUGUUGGAUCAGUUUUGCCUUUUGGGGGGAGCGGUUUGGUCCUAACUCUUCCUCACUGACAGAUUUGAUAAAUGCUGUGUAUAUUUAGAAUAUAAAAACAUGACAGACUGAAGCUUGGGGCUAAUGAAUCUCAAAAAUCUAUUAAUCUGAAAAUCCUUUUUUUUUCCCCUCCUGUUGUGUUUACAUUGAACUGUAUUUAAAAAAAUAAAAAAAAAAACUGCACCGGUUAGGAUUGUACUCAGAAAACAGAGUUCACACAUUUUAUAUAUUUAGAUCACAAACAUUUUAAUUCCAGAUUAGGCAUCUACAGGUUUAGAUUGUAUAUAUUAAACAAAAACUACUUUUUACUACAAUAACUUCAUCAGUUGUGUCAGUUUCUCGGUGAAUGUUUGUGAUGGUUAACAUUUUUUAAGAAAAAUUUAUUGUUAAACCCAGGUGAGACUAAUUUUGGAUGUAUUUUUUUAAUAAAAACCAGCACAAUUCUGCAUUUUGUUAAAUAUAUUCACUCGUGGUGUAGGGUUUGGUUGUAACGGUUGGUUUAUCUUUUCACGUAUUUAACCAUCAUACUCAUGUUAACAGGAAUUAUUGCAUAUAAUUUACACACAAAUCACUUUUCAGACUCCGUGCAAAAAUAGGGAAAUAAAUCUGUUUGUUACUUUUUUAGUUCACUUUACAGCAACUGUCUAAUGCUUUGUUAUAUGCUGGAAUUUCUUUUUUAGUAAGCAUGAGAAGUAAAUUUAGAGAACUAACUUUUACCUAGAAUAGGAAAAACAAGUUUAGAACAGGUUACACCAAAGUUCAUGCUCAUUAAUCCAGGUACAAAUCCAGCAAUG
Molecule: messenger RNA, 2224 nt
Organism: Nematolebias whitei (Rio pearlfish)
Lineage: Eukaryota; Metazoa; Chordata; Actinopteri; Cyprinodontiformes; Rivulidae
Gene: pdlim4
Product: PDZ and LIM domain 4
Exons: 7
Coding region: 141-1283 (380 amino acids)
Biological process (GO): muscle structure development; heart development; actin cytoskeleton organization
Cellular component (GO): Z disc; adherens junction; stress fiber
Molecular function (GO): muscle alpha-actinin binding; actin binding
Source: RefSeq, a predicted model, not a curated record